This is a messenger RNA of Vitrella brassicaformis, 2612 nucleotides long. The record is from the annotation of a GenBank genome assembly. Lineage: Eukaryota; Vitrellaceae.
AAAGGAGUGAUUGCAUAUAUAUGCCAGGGGGAGACUGUCCACCUCGCACGCCACAACCAUCAUCAUCCCUGACUGUCGUGCUGCCGCCGCCAUCUCGUGCAUCGCCAUUAUCCCACCAUCCGCCCCGCGCCCACUCUCCCGGCCCUUCACCAGCACCAGCACUGGCGCGAGGCGGCGGCCCAGCGCCGGCUAUCUACGGCCGCGUCGACAGCAGUGACAGCUCCGACGCACUCAUGACGGCCAAGGGCGACCGCCACCACAGCAGCAGCUCCGGCAGCGCAUCAUGUGUGGUCGAGCUCGAGAUACUCCCGGAGAUACGAGUGUCACCGCCCAGCAAGGGCGGCGCUGAUACUGUUGGUGCGGUGCCGGCGAUAGGGCCCAUUUUGAUCUCUGGGGCGGGGUUCCUGGCGGACGCGUAUGACCUGUUUGUCAUCGACCUGGUGCUGGAUAUCCUGGCGCACGAGGGGAGGGGUCCACGCCCACAGACGGCGGCAGACAAGGGGGUGGUCGCGUCGGCCACACUGGCGGGGGCCGUCAUCGGCCAAAUAGGUGAGUGAGGAGGGACGAGAGAGGGAGAAAGAGAGAGAUAGGAGGAUAGAGAGAGAGGCCGCGUCUGACUGGACUGCCCGCUGUCCCUCGUCUCUCUCUCUUAUGCAGGUUUUGGUUUCUUUGCCGACUGGGUGGGUCGGCGUGUUAUGUUCAUCACAACUGCCAUCUUGAUUGUUCUGGGGGCCGUGCUGUCGAGCGUCGUGCAGUGGGGCAGCAUCGCGGGGAUGGGACUUUACGGGCAGCUGGCCCUCUGCCGCUUCCUACUGGGGCUGGGCAUCGGGGGCGAGUACCCGCUCUCAGCCACUGUCAGCUCUGAGAGUGCGGCCACGAGACGGAGGGGCCGCACCGUCGCCAUGGUGUUCUCCAUGCAGGUGUGAGCGAGGGAUGAGAAGAGAGGCAAUCAGAUAUUGUCUGUAUGCCGAGUGAUAUGUGGAUGUGUGCAGGGUGUGGGGAUGUUGUUGUCGCCUGUGUUGGUGUGGAUCUUCCUUAGUGCCAAUAUGAGCCUCGAGAGGACAUGGCGGACUGUCCUGGCGCUGGGAGCACUCCCCAGUGCCCUUGUGCUCUACUUCAGGUCCAGCAAAUGGCCCACAACGACACCAAACCACACCCUGAUGUCACUUCAUUCUCCUUCUAAUGUCACGCCAUGCAGGUGGCGAAUGGAAGAAACGAAGCUCUUCCGGCAGGCCGCCUCGCGAGCGGCCCCCCGCCCCCACCACAGCACCAUCUCGCCCAUAACAAGACAGUGGUCGCGACUGCGCAGCCGCGGGGAGGCCUUUGCGGCGCACUUGAGGAGGUCUUGUCGGAUAGUCGGCACCUACUGGCGGCCCCUGCUGGGGACGACCCUCUCCUGGCUCCUCCUUGAUGUGACCUUCUAUGGAAACGGGUCGUUCAAGAGCAGCGUUGCGGAAGCUUUCAGGCCGGGAGACGAACAGACGAGUGAGUGACUGAGGAGCAGGGGAGAAGAGGCACACCACUAUGUAUGUGUGCGUCCUUGUGCAGAGCGUCAUGCGAUAAUGGCUGACGCGUCGUUUGGCGUGCUGGUGGCCCUGAUAGCCAUCCCGGGGUACCUCUUGAGUGUGUGCUUCAUCGACCAGAUCGGCAGGCGGCGGCUGCAGCUGUGGGGCUUUGUCGCCAUGGGGGUGUUCUUCGCCCUCCUGGGCAUCGAGCAGAUUGCAGGCGGUGGAAUCCUGUCCCUCGAGCUGAUUCUGUUUGGCGGCACUUUCCUGUUCAGCAACUUCGGCCCCAACACCACCACUUUCAUCAUCCCCGCAGAGGUGUACCCCACUCUCAUUCGUGCCACCUGCCAUGGUGAGAGAGGGAGGGAGGGAGGGAGGGAGGGAGGGACCACGUGACCACACACCAGACACAGGGGAUGAACGGGUCAUGUAUCAUUCUUGGUGCAGGUCUGUCCGCGGCGUCGGGCAAGAUGGGUGCCGUGAUCGGCACCGUGGCCUUCACCCCCCUGCAGCAGGCCCUGGGCCUCGGCCCCCUACUCAUCAUAUGUGCCAGUGUGGCCGUCAUCGGCGCCGUUGUCACCCUCCUCUUCACCGACGACCAGGAGGUCGACCUCACCCUGCUCGACAGAGACGUGCCCAUCAACGACGAGAGCGACAAGGACGGCAACGGCCUCGGCAGCCCAUCGGAUGGGCGGCCGCUCCGUGCUGAGAUGGAUCUGAGUCUGUCUGACGAUGAGGAGGACAGCAGCAUCCAGCAGGCCAUGGGGGGGACAGCCAUGGCGGCGUAUGAGGGUGGUGAGUCCCCGCGGAGCCCUCAGCGUUUCGGGCGGGGGGACAGCUCAGAUCUGGACAGCAGCCCUGCCAGCGGGAGGCUGGCAAGGGAUGACAGGCCUUUCCGAGGGGCAUAAGUGUAGUGGUUGGUCUGUGUAUUCGAUGGAUGAAUCCUUUUGUGCCCAAGUGCGUGUGUGAGUUGAGUCGAAUGCCUCUGUGAGUCAGUGCCUUCUUCAUGUCGAUUUUGGCGAGUUCGUGCGAGUUAGUGUGUGUCUUUGUACAUGUUCAUAGGACACGCUUUGGCCGACAAUGUAAUUCGUCAAAAGCGUUCGAUUC